AUGGAGAACAUCCAUGAACUUCAGCACCCACUUCUGGCAAAGUCCCCUGGGAGAGCCACCCUCCGGGGCGGAAUGCUGAGUCGGGUCGCCCCCCAGGACCACUCUGGACUGCUGUCCCAUCACAUGCCCCCUAACCUCUCCUGGCUCCAGCCCGGAUCCCACAUCCUUCCCAGUCAGCUCCUGGACCCUAGCAGCCUGCAGAGGACAGUCGAGCCCUUCUGCACCCCGGAACCGACCCUGUACCCCGAGCUGUGGAAAUCCAGCAACCCCCAAGGCUGGAAGAAGAAAGAUUAUAUCGAAACCGCCUUUGGAGACAGCAAGGAGGCCGGGGAGCUGCCCAGGAAGGUGCCUCUGGAAAAGGACAUCCACACCGUCUGCUACGAAGUGGGCGACACAGAGUCUCCGGACCUCGAGGUAAGGGCUGGGGCUCGAGGGGGGCUUGGCCGAGGGCCUCAAACGCAGGGAGUAGAAGCUUGUGGCUCACCUCUUGCGGAAGGAGGCGUCAGACCCGUUCCUGAACCGCCACUGCUGUCAGUAGCAAAAGGCACAAAUUGUACCGUGGCCAAUUGGCAUAGCUGUCAGCUUUUCCCUUUUCUUGCGAGGAAUCCUAUUCGGAAUAAGGGAAUUUCCCUUUAAAAAGGGGAAACGUUGACAGCUAUGCCAAUCGGAUGCCCAAAUGGGAAGCCCAAGUAAUAAUAAUAAUAAUAAUAAUAAUAAUAAUAAUAAUAAUUUAUUAUUUAUACCCCACCCAUCUGGCUGGGUUUCCCCAGCCACUCUGGGCGGCAUUCAACAUAAUAUUAAAAUACAGUAGUCUAUUAAACAUUAAAAGCUUCCCUAAACAGGGCUGCCUUCAGAUGUCUUCUAAAAGUCUGGUAGUUGUUGUUCUCUUUGACAUCUGGUUGGAGGGCGUUCCACAGGACGGGCGCCACUACCGAGAAGGCCCUCUGUCUGGUUCCCUGUAACAUGGCUUCUCGCAGUGAGGGAACCGCCAGAAGGCCCUCGGCGCUGGACCUCAGUGUCCGGGCAGAACAAUGGGGGUGGAGACACUCCUUCAGGUCUACUGGGCCUUUGAGGCCGUUUAGGUCUUUAAAGGUCAGCACCAACACUUUGAAUUGUGCUCGGAAACGUACUGGGAGCCAAUGUUGGUCUUUCAGGACAGGUGUUAUGUGGUCUCGGCAGCCACCCCCAGUCACCAGUCUAGCUGCCGCAUUCUGGAUUAGUUGUAGUUUCCGGGCCACCUUCAAAGGUAGCCCCACGUAGAACGCAUUGCAGUCUGAGCAGGUAGUGUCAGGAGGAGAGCUUGGUAUGGAUAGCAUUGGCUGGUGUCCAUUGGGACUGGUGGAGCAGGAGGCCCAACGUCAGCCACAAACGACAACCGAAGGUAGACAAGAGCCAACUCAUUCCCUGCUGAAUUCUGCAAGGGUGUCGCUGAGACGACCAAAUUCUGGACCCUCCAAUCUCUCAUGAUGCCAAUAAAUAAACAAACAAACAAAGGACCUCUCCACAUGACCCUGACUCAAACACCCUGCACAAGCACUUUGCAAUACAGUGGUUGCCUCAGGUUACAUAGGCUUCAGGUUACAUACGCUUCAGGUUACAGACUCCGCUAACCCAGAAAUAGUACCUCAGGUUAAGAACUUUGCUUCAGGAUGAGAACAGAAAUCGUGCUCCAGCAGCACAGCAGCAGCGGGAGGCCCCAUGAGCUAAAGUGGUGCUUCAGGUUAAGAACAGUUUCAGGUUAAGAACGGACCUCCAGAACGAAUUAAGUACUUAACACGAGGUACCACUGUAGAACCAAAGUUAAUUUCCCUUCCCAUCUCUCUUUCCCCACAAUGACAAUAGUGUCUCAUACCGAAUGUAUGAAAAAGACUAUAGGAAUUGAAAGUGGAGGUGCUAUAUGUACACACGUACACACACACACACACACACGCACACAGUUUAAUAAAAACUAAUUUAAGGAGAAGGAAGCUGGGAAGUAUCAUCACCACCUGGACAGGUUAUAAGGAAGAAGGUAGACUGGGCUCCCCUCGGACCAGAACAGAAGCAGACAGUUGGCGGUGCUUACUAUUAAAAAGUUUGCAAGGUGUUUUUUUAGAUAGGGGGAAGUUGAGAGAAGGUAAGGGGCAUCCAGCUGAGGGGGUAGGUAGUUAUUCAAAGCCACAGAAGCUCAACUGCUGAGCAUAGGAAGCAGCAAAUCCACACCUUGGGCCGGCCCUCCCAUUAGGUAGGGUGAGGCAUUGGCACCAAUUUCCAACGAGAUCUCGCAAGAUCUCGCCGAAAUCACACGAGAUGGUUAAUGAGCGAGCCAGGUUAAUGAGUGAACCAGGGAUCUGUUAGAAGCAAAGGAGCUCCCUUCUAAAAAAUGGAAGUUUUUUUUCUUUUCAUUUUUUCCGUUUUCCUUUUUUUUUUUUUUUUACCAACAACCAAAACACAAACAGUGAAAACCCCCAGGCGGCUGAUACAUUGGGUAUACAUAAUCAAUAAUAACAUAUUCACAUCAGCCAUAUGUACAAUUCUAUAUACCUUAACACUCCUCCCUCCACAAGGUUUAUUUAACUUUUAACAUUUUAAUUGCCCCAAAUUGUUCAAACCUGCCCAAAUAAUUCAGUACCAAUAAUUCAAACCAAUCCUCCUCCUUCUCAGUGACCUUAAACCCUUUCACUAAAAAUGGAAGUUUUAUCCAAAUGAGAACAAAACAGAACGUAAACUUUCACGAAGCAGACAGACAGAUGGGCCAUAGGAGAAGCGGAAAAAUAAUUUCAGGAGCAUAUUGCUAAAACAUGAAGGCUACAUUCAGGUGACAUUUUAUUCUGUCUUCCUGAUACUUCCUUACCUGUACAGUAGAUUUUUGCAUUACAUGUCUGAUGACCUUUCCUGUCAUGUUCUGCUAAGCCUACUGGUGCGAACAAUAUUUAGCCUGACAUGGCAGUAUAUAGGUUCAAAGACCCAACAGGUACUGUAUUGCAAACGGAAUAUUAGAAAUUGGGUCAGAAAUGCUAGCAUAAUAACCAGCAAAACUAAUUUUGGAAAAUAUUUAAGUGCAUCAGAAACAGCAAACCAGCUAGGAAGGGAAGUUGGACCGUUAGACGACAAGAGAGGUAAAGGUGCGAAAGCAGGAUAAGGAGAUUACAGGAGAGCUGAAUGACUUCUCUGCUUCUCACUAUGGAAGAUUUAGGUCAGAUACCUGUGCCUGGACUGAUCCCCCCCCCCCCCCGAGUCUGAAGAACUAAGGAAAAUAGCGGUGACAAGAAAUGCCAUUCUAGGCUUUAACUGACAAGUUAAAAAAUAAACAAAUCAACAGGUGUGAAUGGUGUCCGCCCAAGAGAUUGUGAAGAGCUGAAAUGCGAAAUUGCGGAUCUCCGAAAGGGGAAUAUUUGACUUGCCAUUAAAAUCAACCCCAUUCCUUCAGUGCACCCUUUUACUCUCUCCUAAAUAUGGGUCCUGGGACGCGGGUGGCACUGUGGGUUAAACCACAGAGCCUAGGACUUGCCGAUCAGAAGGUCGGCGGUUCGAAUCCCCGCGACGGGGUGAGCUCCCGUUGCUCGGACCUUGCUCCUGCUAACCUAGCAGUUCGAAAGCACAUCAAAGUGCAUAUAGAUAAAUAGGUACCACUCUGGCGGGAAGGUAAAAGGCGUUUCCGUGCGCUGCUCUGGUUUGCCAGAAGCGGCUUAGUCAUGCUGGCCACAUGACCCAGAAGCUGUCUGUGGACAAAUGCCGGCUCUCUCGGCCUCUAGAGUGAGAUGAGCACAGCAACCCCCGAGUCGUCCACGACUGGACCUAAUUUUCAGGGGUUCCUUUACCUUUACGCUGGGAGACUAGGUCCAAUAAUGGUAUUAGACAUGGCUGCUCUGAGUACCAGGGACUGAGGAUAAAGUCUGAGGGAUGUGGCCAUCAUGCCUUGCUCGUACCUCUCAAUCUUCAGGAUGCCGCUUUUGGACGAUUCUUGAAGCCCCUCUACACUGGUGUUGUUUUUGCGGGCAAAUUCUGCAACAUGCCAUUGACCCGGAAGCUGUACGCCGGCUCCCUCGGCCAAUAAAGCGAGAUGAGCGCCGCAACCCCAGAGUCGGUCACGACUGGACCUAAUGGUCAGGGGUCCUUUUACCUUUACCUUAAAUAUGGAUCCUAUUGCAUUUCAUAUAAUGAGAGGGAGAAAAAACCCUCUGUCCAUUCUCUGCACACCAUGAUUUUAGUAGCUACUCCACAAGCAGAGAGCCAGAGCAGGAUGUUAUGAGCAGGUGUGGAACAAACGCAUCCAUUUGGAUCAGCAACUGGUUAAGAGUAGGAAUAAAUGGACAGUUACCUCAAUGGAGGGGUGUAGAAUACCUUCAGAUUGGUAUUGGGACUUUUUCAUAAACCAUCUAGAGCUAGGAGUGGCCGAUUUUGCUGAUGGCGAGAAAAGAGUUCGGAGUCAUUAAAACGAAAGGGAUUGCAGACAGCUAUAGAAAGGAUCUCUCCAAACUGAGCGAACGGGCAGUAAAAUGGCAAAUGCAACUCGGUGAGUCAAACAAGCUGGAUUCUUUGUUUGUUGGCAGGCAACGAUAAGCAGUUACGUCAAGCAGCAUUAAACCAUCGAGAAGUUUAAAAGGUUAAAAAGUCGUUAGAAAUGAAUUAAAACCCUAUAAAGACCAAAAUAACACACACAAAAAAGGCACCAGACUUGCAGGUGCUGAUCCUGCGUCUGCAAUCACAAUUCAGUGUAAAGUGUUGCACAUAUAUAUAUUGGGGCUAUCAUCUAUCUAUCUAAUCUUAAUUUCACAUAUACGCUCAUGGGUUCUGAACUGGCAAUGCCUGACCCUGGAGUUCUGGUGGAUGACUUGUUGAAAAUGUCGGCUCAGUUCUCAGCAGCUGUGAAAGAGGUUAAUACCACACUAGGGAUCAUUAGGAAAGGAAUUGAAAACAAAACUGCUGCAACCGCGAUGCCAUUGAACAGAUAUAUGGUGCGGCUGCGUUUGGAAUACUGUGUCGCCUGACCUCGGAAGGGCAUUACAGAGUUGGGAAAGGUUCAGAAAAUUAUCAAGAGGAGGGAGCGAGUCCUCUAGGAGGAAAGUUUGCAGCAUUCGGGACUUUUUAGCGUAGAGAAAAAGUGAGCUAGAGGGGACAGGACGGGAGUUUAUAAGAUGAUGGAGGAAGCGGAUGCAGAAAAGCCUUUUCUCCCUCUCUCAUAACACCAGAAUUCAUGGACAUCCAAUGAAACUGUAGUAGUAGUAGUAGUAGUAGUAGUAGUAGUAGUAGUACAGUGGUACCUCAGGUUAAGAACUUAAUUCGUUCCAGAGGUCCAUUCUUAACCUGAAACUGUUCUUAUCCUGAAGUACCACUUUAGCUAAUGGGGCCUCCUGCUGCCGCCACACCAUUUCUGUUCUCAUCCUGAGGUAAAGUUCUUAACCCAAGGUACUAUUUCUGGGUUAGCGGAGUCUGUAACCUGAAGCGUCUGUAACCUGAGGUACCACUGUAGUAAUAUAUUAUUUAUACCCCAUCCAUCUGGCUGGGUUUCCACAACCACUCUGGGCGGCUCCUAACAGAAUAUUAAAAACAUUAUAAAACAUCAAACAUUAAAACUUCCCUAAACAGGGUUGCCUUCAGAUGUCUUCUAAACGUUGGAUAGUUGUUCAUUUCUUUGACAUCUGGUGGGAGGGCGUUCCACAGGGCGGGCGCCACCACCGAGAAGGCCCUCUGCCUGGUUUCCUAUAGCUUCACUUCUCACAGUGAGGGAACCACCAGAAGGCCCUCGGCGCUGGACCUCAGUGUCCGGGCUGAACGAUGGGGGUGGAGAUGCUCCUUCAGGUAUACUGGGCCGAGGCCAUUUAGGGCUUUAAAGGCCAGCACCAACACUUUGAAUUGUGCUCGGAUGGACAAAACAAAGCACAUCCUUACAGAGCACAUAAACUAUGGAACUCCCUCCCACUAGAGACAGCCUCAUGGAGGCUAAGCAACAUCUAUGAACCACACUGACUCAGCUUGGCCUCAGCAGUUGGAAGCAGCAAUGGUUCUGACUACCCGUUGCUGAAAAUGGCAGGAAGGGAGAGUGCAGUUGCUCGCAGGCUUCCCAGAAGAGGCGUCUGGUUGGCCACUGUGAGAGCAGGAUCGGCCGUUGACCGGAUCCAGCCGGGCUCUCCUCCUAUUAUUGGCGUUCUUUCACCAGACCUCAGAAUGAACGAAGCCAACGCUUGCUCUCCCCUUCCCUCCCUAGAAUGACUCCUCAAGCGACAGCGAUACUGAGAGCGAGAGCAGCUUCUCCAUGCUGCUGCCGCAAGAUUACCUGGGCCUAGCGGUCUUCUCCAUGCUGUGCUGCUUCUGGCCACUGGGCAUCGCUGCUUUCUACCUGUCCCAAAAGGUGGGUGUCGCUGAGCAGGGAAAAGCUCGCAAAGGGGGCAGGUUUAGGAUAGAUGCUAUACUGGAGUGGAUGAAGUGAAUGAAGUUUAUAUAUAGCUGAUGGACAAAAAGUUCUUUAGCAUCUUAACCUGUCUCCUCUUUUCUCUCCAAUUCUUUUCCUACUCCUUUUUCUUUAUCCCUUCCUCUUUCUUUUCCCUCUUCUCUCUCUCUCUUUGCCUCUGGAUUAAUGUUUUAGUUCGGACAAAAGAAAGCAUUUGACAAUACUCUUUGCAUUUUUCUUUUUAAAGCCUAAAAAAUGUAUUAGAUGGAGAACAGGGCUGGUUGCAAGCUGCAGAAAUCAACUUGCCACCAAACACUUGGUUUGAGAGAUGUCAUUUGUCUAAGGCAGGGGUCAGCAAACUUUUCCAGCAGGGGGCCACUCCACUGUCCCUCAGACCUUGUGGAAGGCCGGAGUAUUUUUUGGGGGGUGGGGGGGGGGGAAUGAACGAAUUCCAAUGCUCCACAAAUAACCCAGAGAUGCAUUUUAAAUAAAAGGGCACAUUCUACUCAUGAAAAAACACGCUGAUUCCUGGACCGUCCGCAGGCCGGAUUUAGAAGGCGAUUGAGCCAGAUCUGGCCCCUGGGCCUUAGUUUGCCUACCCAUGGUCUUGUUGGGAUACUGCCAGGGAGACAAAGGCCAUCAUGCCUCCAUGUCGAUUCCGGACGAUCCAUCGAUCUCCCGUAGAUACAGUAUCAGUCAAUUAGCGACACGAGCCUCAGAAAUAGCUUGCCACAUUCCAGGGCUCGUGCACGCCCUUUCAGCAGAGUUCGCACAACGAAAGAUGCACUCAGGAGAGCAUUAUUUACAACUUUAUUCAGCGUUGGUCAGAACAAAGGAAAAACAUGACUGCCUGUCUGCGUGUCCAGGCACAGAGAGAAAAACGACAGCUAUAUACAAAACAGAAACAUCCUGUGAACAGGAAAUACGCAGGCUGUGACACAACAACCUGCUCCCUUUUUAAGGUGGAACGGAAAUAUCCUAACAGGUCUAAGGUCACUGAAUUGAACAACAGCAAGGAAGGGGUGUGUUGGGAAUGGGAGAUGGCAUCUUUUCCACAAGGAGCCGAGACACAGCAGUCAACAGCAGGGGUCAGCAAACUUACCCUGCCUCGGGCUGGUGUCUCCAGUGCCGAUCACACCACAGGCUGGAGGGAGGGGGAGAGCGUGUCCAUACGCAUGUGCACACGCUAUUUCCGGUGCACUUCCGGGUCUGAGGAGCACCAGAAAUAGCUUGUGCGCAUGUGCACGGGCCUCCUACGACCCGGAUGUGCACCGGAAAUAACGCUUACGCAUGCACAAAUAACGCUUGCGCAUGCGCUCAAGCUGUUUCCGGUGCUCCUCCGACCCAGAAGUGGGCAGCCACGCAGCGUAGCGCCGGUAAGAGUGGACGGCGGCAGUGGGGAUCGCUGCGAGCCGGAUAAACGAGUCCCUCAGGCCUUAUCCAGUCCAUGGGCCUUAGUUUGGGGACCCCUGGUCAAGAGCCUGCAGAGUCUGCGCAUGCCACUUGAUGCAUCAUGUAUCCCAGGCCACGUUAGCUUAAAACAAUAGCUACAGCCAUUGCCAAGUUCUAGGCUCAGGAACUUGAGCCCGUGCACCUGCCUUUCCUGACAUUAAAUCCGCUGCCUUUUCUCCCCAGACCAACAAGGCGUCCGCCAAGGGCGACUACCCGGGAGCGUGGACGGCCUCUCGCCAAACCUUCGCCUUGGCUGUCUUGUCCAUCAUCCUCGGCAUCUGCACCUACAUCGGAGCGGUGGUGGCGCUCAUCGCUUACCUGUCCAACAAGGCCCCGACCUAG
Podarcis lilfordi (Lilford's wall lizard) is the source of this 8164-nucleotide messenger RNA. Lineage: Eukaryota; Metazoa; Chordata; Lepidosauria; Squamata; Lacertidae. The record is from the annotation of a GenBank genome assembly.